CCACCGACCGACACGGGUGUUAUCAAACGUCCGCCACCGAUGGAGCUUUUAGUCGCACACCCGUAGGCUGGCUGGCCACAGCUCCACCAACAAGUGGAAUCGUAGAGAAAUCGUGUCAACACGUUUAAGCUAAUAUGUCAGCGCGUCCGAUAUUGUACUAUGCGCUUUUCAGUCCGCCCGCCAGAGCCGCAUUGCUCACAUCAAAAUUUAUCGGAUUGAAUGUGGAAUUGAAAACUAUCAACUAUGCCUCACAGGAGCAUCAAAGCGAUUGGUUCCUGAAGGUAAAUCCGCGACACACUGUACCCGUGCUGGUCGAUCAAGGUGUGCCGUUGUGUGACAGCCACGCCAUCAUUACCUAUAUGGUCAAUCAGUAUGGAGAAAGUCACCACGAUCAUUUAUAUCCGAAAGAUUUCUUAAAGCGUGCCGUCGUCGACGAGCGUUUGUAUUAUGAGGACGGUGUACUAUUUCAAGUGAUAAAAGAUUUUGUGGCACGCAUAAUGUAUGGCGGCGAUAUCGAUUAUCAUCGUAAAAGUAUCGAGCUGUCGCAUAAUGCCUACAGUUUUCUUGAAGGAUUCCUGUCACGUAGCAGUUACGUAGCCGGCGAAGAAUUAACUUUGGCGGAUAUUUCCAUUAAUACCACACUCAUUACAUUGCAUAAGUUGGUGACCGUAGAGGAGCGGCGAUAUCCGAAAAUCUGCGCGUGGAUGCAGCGGAUGCGUGAAGAAUUACCGGAGUACGAAGAGAUUAAUGAGCAAGGCGCACAACAGUUAUAUUUACGCUUUCAGAAUGCUUUGGAGCAGAAUAUGACUAAGCGAGACCCGUUCGCAGGAUAGUCGGGUUUAUGUUAACGGAAAGCAUCUGGUGUUUUAUGCAGCCAAUGACUGUCAAGGGAAGAGAGAAAUUGCACAGGGAAAUAAAAGAGCGAUUGGAUGCUAUAUACGAUGAUUUUUCUCUUUCGCUUGCCGACCAAUUGGUUUAACGAGUUUCAACAUGGUCGCAUGUGAGGUUUUGAUGAUCCACACCCAGGUGCCUUAAAAACGGAGGAUAAUGUGACAAAAAUUCUCAAUUUCAAUUUUGUAUAACGUCGACUGAAGGUGCGCUAAUUAACUGAAAUAGUAAGGAUCUCUAAAGACAGCGUUCAGUAAUGUUUGACGUAACCGUCGACGGAACAUGGAUCUCCUGAUUCAAAACAAAGACCAACAAUAGGCCAAAAAGUGAAAUUCGCAAGGCAAGCCCGCUCGAAAUGUGUAUUUGUUGACAGGAAAGGUGAUAGCCACAGUUUUUUGGGAUUCACAAGGUCUGAUCUACAUCGACUACCUUUUAGGGCAAAGAAAUCGUGCUUUUCCAAGACGACGCACCGAUAAACAACACAAUCAAAUUGGUCGACUACGCGCGACUUCUUUAUAAACUUGUGAAAGUCAAUCGCCGGGCAGCCGAAUGUAAAAUAUAUCGUUCCUACGAAAGCCUACUUUGCCGACUUCUACAAAACCUUUUUUUCAGAGGGGUUAAGAGUAUCGACAAAUAAAUUGCACUUUUUUUAAA
Molecule: messenger RNA, 1542 nt
Organism: Bactrocera oleae (olive fruit fly)
Lineage: Eukaryota; Metazoa; Arthropoda; Insecta; Diptera; Tephritidae
Product: glutathione S-transferase D7
Biological process (GO): glutathione metabolic process
Molecular function (GO): glutathione transferase activity
Source: RefSeq, a predicted model, not a curated record